This is a messenger RNA of Diorhabda carinulata, 3416 nucleotides long. RefSeq lists its product as uncharacterized. The transcript has 16 exons. Bases 83 to 2857 code for a protein of 924 amino acids. The record is from RefSeq and is a predicted model, not a curated record. Lineage: Eukaryota; Metazoa; Arthropoda; Insecta; Coleoptera; Chrysomelidae.
UGGGUCCAGUAAUAUAACUGUUUUCAAAAAAUUGAAAUCUUGUACGUAUUUCAAAACCAAUUGGACAUUCGAAAUAAACAUCAUGCAAUGUAUGAAAUGCUGGGUCGAUGUUAAAGAGUAUAUUAGACUACAUUGUUACCAUGUCUGUUGCUCGAAAUGCUAUGCUAACUUAAAAAAUAGUUUUUACGCAUGUACGAUUUGCCGUGAAUUAGCAAGGCAUUUGUUGGCUCAAUAUGGAAUUCAACUAAAAGAAUCGUCUUCAGAGGAGAGUUCUGAAGUAGGGUCGUCUUCAGAUGAAAAUGAGACUUCUGAAGAAAAGUCAAUAGAAAAAGAAGAUAAAAAUCCAGAUAAUAAUGAAAAAGAAUUACCCCAAGAAGAUGUCAAUCCAGAGAAUAAUGAAAAAGAAUUACCCCAAGAAGAUGUCAAACCAGAGAUUCAUGAAGAAGAAUUGCCCCAAGAACAUAUCAAACCAGAGAUUUAUGAAGAAGAAUUGCCCCAAAAAAAUGUCAAACAAGAGAUUCAUGAAGAAGAAUUACCCCAAGAACAUAUCAAACAAGAUAUUUAUGAAGAAGAAUUAUUCCAAAUAAUUAUCAAACCAGAGAUUUAUAAAGAAGAAUUAUACCAAGAUGAUUUUGAAUCGAUAAUGUACAAGUCUUCUUUAAAAAAAGAAAAACAGAAGCAUUUGAUUGCAAACAACGAUAAAAUGACUUUUAGAGAUGAGAUAAAGACUGAAGUUGAAGAAAUAAUUUAUGAAAAUUUGCCUUCGACCUCUAAUUAUAAUAGAAGUUGUCUAAAUACAAACACUCCGCAACAAAUAUCACACAUUGGCGAGUGGAAUACCACUUCAAGAACAAAUGGAAAAUCACAUACUCCAGGUUAUCCAAAACCAUGCACUUCUCAAGAUGUUAAUUUGGUCAAUCGAUACCUGGAAUCUUCACGUCAACCAAAUACUGUCUCAGGUUCUGCAGAGGUUGCAUGUCUAAAAAGCAAAAAAGUUGCUCAACUUCCUAGAAUAAAUAUGGAUCAGAAUCGUGAAUCAAAAAAAUGGGAUAGGGCUGAUGGUUAUCCAAAACCAAGCACUUCUCAAGAUGUUAAUUUGUUCAAUCGAUACCUGGAAUCUCCACGUCAACCAAAUAAUGUCUCAGGUUCUGCAAAUGGUCCAUGUCUAAAAAGUUAUCCAAAAUCUCAACGUCAACCAAAUAAUGUCUCAGAUUCUGCAGAGGGUGCAUGUCUAGAAAGCAAAAAAGUGGCUCAACUUCCUAGAAUAAAUAUGGAUCAGAAUCGUGAACCAAAAAAAUGGGAUAGGGCUGAUGGUUAUCCAAAACCAAGCACUUCUCAAGAUGUUAAUUUGUUCAAUCGAUAUCUGGAAUCUCCACGUCAACCAAAUAAUGUCUCAGGUUCUUCACUUGGUCCAUAUCUAAAAAGCAAAGAAGCUGCUCAACUUCCUAGAAUAAAUAUGGAUCAGAAUCGUGAACCAAAAAAAUGGGAUAGGGCUGAUGGUUAUCCAAAACCAAGCACUUCUCAAGAUGUUAAUUUGUUCAAUCGAUACCUGGAAUCUUCACGUCAACCAAAUAAUGUCCCAUGUUCUUCACUUGGUCCAUGUUUAAAAAGCAAAGAAGCUGCUCAACUUCCUAGAAUAAAUAUGGAUCAGAAUCGUGAACCAAAAAAAUGGGAUAGGGCUGAUGGUUAUCCAAAAUCUCAACGUCAACCAAAUAAUGUCUCAGAUUCUGCAGAGGGUGCAUGUCUAAAAAAAAAAGAAGUUGCUCAACUUCCUACAACAAAUAUUGACCAGAAUCGUGAAUCAAAAAAAUGGAAUAGGGCUGAUGGUUAUCCAAAACCAAGCACUUCUCAAGAUGUUAAUUUGUUCAAUCGAUAUCUGGAAUCUCCACGUCAACCAAAUAAUGUCUCAGGUUCUUCACUUGGUCCAUAUCUAAAAAGCAAAGAAGCUGCUCAACUUCCUAGAAUAAAUAUGGAUCAGAAUCGUGAACCAAAAAAAUGGGAUAGGGCUGAUGGUUAUCCAAAACCAAGCACUUCUCAAGAUGUUAAUUUGUUCAAUCGAUACCUGGAAUCUUCACGUCAACCAAAUAAUGUCCCAUGUUCUUCACUUGGUCCAUGUUUAAAAAGCAAAGAAGCUGCUCAACUUCCUAGAAUAAAUAUGGAUCAGAAUCGUGAACCAAAAAAAUGGGAUAGGGCUGAUGGUUAUCCAAAAUCUCAACGUCAACCAAAUAAUGUCUCAGAUUCUGCAGAGGGUGCAUGUCUAAAAAAAAAAGAAGUUGCUCAACUUCCUACAACAAAUAUUGACCAGAAUCGUGAAUCAAAAAAAUGGAAUAGGGCUGAUGGUUAUCCAAAAUCUCCACGUCAACCAAAUAAUGUCUCAGGCUCUGCAGAGGGUGCAUAUCUAAAAAGCAAAGAAGCUGCUCAACUUCCUACAACAAAUAUCGAUCAGAAUCGUGAAUCAAAAAAUUGUAAUAGGGCUUUUGGUAAUAUGGCUAAUCGUAAUACGGUUUAUACUACUCCAGCUGAUUUUACGACUAUUUAUAAUUAUAUGGCUGCUCAUAUUAAGGAGAUUCGUAAUAAGGCUGUUAAUAGUAGGGUUACUAGUAAUACCAUUGAUGAUAAUACGGCUAGUCAUAAUACGGAUAAUAAUAAUAUGGCUGAUCGUUAUACUGCUAAUGGUGAUAAGGCUGAUUAUAAUACUGCUAAUCGUAAUACAGCUGAUAAUAGUAUAGCUGAUCGUAAUACGGCUGAUCGUAAUACGGCUGUUAAGCGUCGUUAUCCAUAUAUAAGACCCAGACGACGUACAACUUAUAUAAUACCAAAGAAAAGGAAAUUAGACGAUAAACGUCCUAAAUUGUAACAAUUUAGUGACUUUUAUAGUUAUUGAUGUAUCCUAGUAACCUUCCUAUUUUGGCAAGACCACAUAAGGAAGCACCUGAUAAGUGCUACAUAACCUUGCCUACCAUGGUUGCUACUAUGGAUUGCAAUAGAUGAAUAAAGAUCAUAUUUUGGAAUUCUUGUAGGCAGUACUUUUACAUAUAAGGUUUGUCUUAUUUAAAUGGGUCGGACUGACUGAUCAAAAGUAUCGAUCCAGAGGUGAUUGCAAUUUAAAAAAAGUUUAAGGAUAGUUGACAAAGUAUGGAGUACUUACAGUAGCUACUUUUGGUGUUAGUAGAUCAGUGAGAUAAAAUGUACUGUUGAAAUAUGGAAGGGAUAGGAUACUUCAGUUAAUAAAAAAUUCAGUGAUAUUUGUUGUUUCUCGUAGACAAAUGAUUGUGUUGUAUUGAUGUUUGAUAAGUUUGUCUACGAGCUGAUUUAUUUAUUUCAAUUUCUUCAUUUUUUAUGCCUUUAUUUAUUUGUUAGUUCGAUUUAUCUGUUAAAAUUUGUAAUAGAUUAUUGUUACUGAUAUUUUGUUCAUA